UAUGUGCAUGGAAGAUGCCCUUAACCCAGCGGCAUAUAUGUAUAUGUGAUCACUAGCUACCCUUCCAUCACCUCAUUCAGCAGAUGAGAUGCUUGGUAGCGAAACGUCUAGUCUCCUCCAUGGCCCCGUGGCGUUCAAGGACGCCGACGACGGCACCAUCCCAGUGCACCCUCCCGCCGCCGUCGCGUCCCUCCCGACGAACCAGAACCAUGCUAGCAACAGCAAGCUGAAGCGGCGCUGCUACCAGGGCGUGUGGGUGCGAGAGGAGUGGGCACCAGGCAUCAUGGCCAUGCAGCGCAGCUUCGCGGCGCGCCCCGGCGACGUGGUUCUUGCGAGCGUUCCCAAGAGCGGCACCACGUGGCUCAAGGCCUUGACGUUCGCCACGAUGGCCCGCGCCGCGUGCCCGCCGGCUAGCCCCGCCCACCCGCUCCGCCGCCUCAACCCACACGACUGCGUGCCUCUCGUGGACAGGCUCUUCGCCGUCGGCCGCGACGCUGUGCUGGACGCGCUGCCCUCGCCGAGGCUCAUGUGCACGCACAUGCCGCUGUCGGUGCUGCCGCCGUCCAUCUCCGGAGGACCCCACUGCAAAAUCGUCUACAUUUGCAGGGAUCCAAAGGACAUGGUGGUAUCGUUGUGGCACUUCGUCAAUCGUGCUCAACCUGACAUAUCGCUCCAAGAGAUGUUCGAGACUGUCUGUGAGGGCACAAGUAACGGCGGGCCAUUUUGGGAUCACAUCCUCGGAUACUGGAGGGCAAGCAAUGCAGAGCCAAGCAGAGUGCUUUUCCUGACCUACGAGCAGAUGCUUCAGGAUCCGCUCGACAAAGUCAGGAAGCUAGCUCAGUUCCUUGGGAGGCCAUUCUCUGACACAGAGGAGGAGGCCGGUGUCGUUGCAGAGAUUGUUCAGCUCUGCAGCUUGGAGAAUCUGAAAAAUUUAGAGGCGAACAAGAAAGGCUCCCAAGGAGUGUUCUUCAAGUUCUCGCAUGACUCCUAUUUCAGGAAUGGGGUGGUGGGAGACUGGGUGAACCACUUGACACCUGAGAUGGCUAAACGUCUGGAUGCGAUAUGCAAGGAGAAGUUUCGUGGGUCAGGCUUCACUUUCUAGUGAUGCUAGUUACACUGGCGGAGCUUGACUGCAAUGUCAGGGGGGGCAGAAGCAAAGUAUACAUGUUUAUAGGGGCUGAUGAGAAUACUUUGUUCUAAUUAUGCCACCCUAAAAGAAAUUCUUCAGGAAUUUGUGUUGGGCUGGGGGGGGGGGGGGGGGGGGGGCACAGCCCCCUCAGCUAUACACAUAGCUCCGCCACUGGCUAGUUAGUCUUCUCUUCUGCAAUGGCGUUGUUCCCGAUGUUAUGUUUUUUUUAUGUUGAUUGUGCUAUGAAUAAAUUGUUCUCUGCACUAUUGUAGUCUUUCAUAUCGUACUGCUAUUCCAAACAACCCAGAUCUUAAAUCAUAAUAUAUGCAUUGCAGUUGUGAUUUA
Aegilops tauschii subsp. strangulata is the source of this 1474-nucleotide messenger RNA. RefSeq names its product cytosolic sulfotransferase 5. Gene Ontology annotation, molecular function: sulfotransferase activity. Lineage: Eukaryota; Viridiplantae; Streptophyta; Magnoliopsida; Poales; Poaceae. The record is from RefSeq and is a predicted model, not a curated record.